UGAGAAUCACUGACACGAUAUAUAUCGAACGACUAUCUCGUGGGAAUAUAGGUUCUAUGUUCACACCAGUGUAGUUGACAAUUAAACUUCGACAAGUAAAGGCGUCGUAUUUACGCUUUUAUAAAAAUAAGAAAAUAAAGGAAACACACUUUAUAUACAAGUCAUAUUUACAAAAUAUUAAGUUCCAUAAGAAUAUAGUGUUGAAUAAAAGAUACAUUUGGCCGGCUCAGCGAUGGUGGAUUACAGCAAAUGGAAAGAUAUUGAGAUUUCAGACGAUGAAGAUGAUACUCAUCCGAAUAUUGAUACACCAUCAUUAUUUAGAUGGCGUCAUCAAGCAAGACUGGAAAGAAUGGAAGAAAGGAGACGUGAGCAAGAGGAACAUGAAAGAAAAAAAACAGAAACUCGACAAAAGUUGAAAGAAACAGAAGAAAAAAUUAAAAAGUUAGAAAGUGAACAAAAAGGAGCAGAUUUAACUGAGUUAAAAAAUAUUUUGCAAGAUCUUGAAAAACAAGAGAUGAAGAUUAAAGAAGCAGAAGAGGAGAUGAAAAAAAAAGAGAAGUUAACACCUUGGAAUGUUGAUACUAUUGGUCAGGAUGGAUUUACAAAAACAGUGAUUAAUAAGAGACUACCAUGCAAGGGAGAUGACAAUGGUUUGUCAGAUGAAGAAAAAGAAAAGAAAAUGAAAGAAUUUGUAAAAGAAAAUGAAAAGAAGUUGAAAGAAUUUGGUAUGCUGGGAAGGUAUGAAGAUAGUAAGAAAUUUUUACAAGAUAAUCCUCAUUUAGUGUGUGAAAAUACAGCAAAUUACUUGGUUAUUUGGUGUAUUAAUCUAGAAAUAGAAGAAAAACAUGAUUUAAUGGAACAUGUUGCUCAUCAAUGUAUAUGCAUGCAAUGUAUUUUGGAAUUAUCAAAACAAUUAGAUGUUGAUCCAAGAGCAUGUGUAGGUUCCUUUUUCAGUCGUAUUCAGAAUGCUGAAUUAGAACAUAGAAAUUCUUUCGAAGAUGAAUUAAAAGCAUUUAAAGAAAGAAUACGUAAGAGAGCUGCUGAAAAAGUAGCAGAUGCUCUUAAAGAAGCUGAAGAAGAGGAGAAAAAAGCACGUCGAGGUCCAGGUGGCCUUGAUCCUGUUGAAGUAUUUGAAAGUCUACCAGAGCCUUUACAAAAAUGCUUUGAAAGCCAGGAUCAUGCUUUAUUGCAAAAAACGUUAGCAGAGAUGCCACAAAAAGAAGCUUUUUAUCACAUGAAACGAUGUGUUGACAGUGGUCUUUGGAUACCGGAUUCAAAAUCUAAGGAAUUAAUAGACGGAGGAGUUCCUGUGGACGAUACAAAAGAAACCUCGGCGGUCAAUCCUGAAUAACGCGUGUUUGUAAAUUACAUGUGUUGAUUUUCAUGUCUCAUUUAUGCAAGUAUAUAUAUUCUUCAAUACUAUAAAUAUGUUACAAUAAAAUAUUGUCAUUCGACAAUGAACACAAAA
Frieseomelitta varia is the source of this 1468-nucleotide messenger RNA. RefSeq names its product hsp90 co-chaperone Cdc37 (gene Cdc37). Gene Ontology annotation, biological process: protein stabilization; protein folding. The coding region runs from base 233 to 1351 and encodes 372 amino acids. NCBI's taxonomy places the organism in Eukaryota, Metazoa, Arthropoda, Insecta, Hymenoptera, Apidae. Gene Ontology annotation, cellular component: cytoplasm. Gene Ontology annotation, molecular function: protein-folding chaperone binding; heat shock protein binding; protein kinase binding. The transcript has 5 exons. The record is from RefSeq and is a predicted model, not a curated record.